Lactuca virosa is the source of this 333-nucleotide messenger RNA. Lineage: Eukaryota; Viridiplantae; Streptophyta; Magnoliopsida; Asterales; Asteraceae. The record is from the annotation of a GenBank genome assembly.
AUGGAAACCUCCGUCAGGUGGUGCAAAUCCGGUAGCCUGAGCUGCUGCUGGAGCCGGAGAACCACCAACUACGAUGAGCUUUUGUCUCUGAGUGUUUCGACUUCAAAACCACGCAUUAUCUGGAGAAUUUUGUGGAGAAAAGUUCAGAAAGCGAAGAAGAAAUUGUACACAUUUUCAGAGUCGACGAGAUUCGGUUACGAGGCUUCUGAUUAUGCACAGAACUUUGAUCACGGAUUAAUGUCGAACGAAUCAGAUGAUUUAUCAAGAUCGUUUUCGGCUCGUUUUGCUGUUCCUAAUUCUGCAAUCUUUUAUCGCAAGCGAUUAAUUGCUUGA